Messenger RNA from Trypanosoma cruzi, 1245 nucleotides. RefSeq lists its product as uncharacterized. NCBI's taxonomy places the organism in Eukaryota, Euglenozoa, Kinetoplastea, Trypanosomatida, Trypanosomatidae. The transcript has a single exon. The record is from RefSeq and is a predicted model, not a curated record. Bases 1 to 1245 code for a protein of 414 amino acids.
AUGGGAAAUGAAUCGGCUACGCGAUACGUGGCAGCCGUGACGAUUCAGCGGUGGAUUAAACGACGGUUUGAAGUAACGCGUGCGAUGCGGCUCUUGGGCAUUCUGCGGGUGCUGCAGGACGAGGCGAAGGGCAAAAGGACUGUCACACCACUUCUAGAGGAAUUGAGGAGCCCCACCGACGUGGGGAUGGCGACAACAGACGGUAGUGAUGGGGGCGUUUCUUCAAGUCAGGCGGUAAAAAUGCUGCUGGAGUUGGCCGUCAUGUAUGCGGAACGGCUUCACAGUGAAAACUACACACGACGACUCAUGUUUAGCAGCCAUGAGCCGCAGUCGCGAGGGGCAGGCGAGGAAGACAAGCGGGCGGUGGGACAGUACGACACCACGCGACGUCUGUUGAUUCUUUCAGACGAGGUGUUGGGGCAGCUGGUGCUGGAUGUGAGGGAUAAAAGCAAGCAGCAGAGAUUGCAGAGGGGAUGUGGCCUGCAGCAAUGCUUGGACGCCCCAUGUAUCACGUGGCUUUCGCAUCUUUUUUGUAAAUCACAGGAAGUUGAGGAGGCAUGGAGGGCGCGGCCGUUUUGGUGGAGUCUACGGCACAAUUUGUUGGACACUUGUGUGGCGACGAACCAUGUUGGGGUCGGCAAGGUGGAUGAUGUUCCGCCACUUCCACAGCCGCCGAUUUUGCGAAGAGGGAAGUCACUUGCGGUGGAAGGGGGGGCGCAGAAAUUAAAUCCUGGCGGCAACAAAGAGAAGGGGGAUCCCAAGUUUGAUAACAGCAGCGGCACUGAUGAUGAUGAUGAUGAUGGCGAUAAAGACGACGACGAUGACGACGACAGUGAGGAUUUCUAUAGCGACGAGAAGUACUACGAGAAAAAAAAGGAGCAGGAGCGGGCAACACGGGCCCGCGUCAUGUCUCUUCUGCAGAUGGACGACUCUUCGGCCGCCACAAGAGGAAAAGAUGCUGCAGAAGAGGCGGCUGCACGGGAUUCAUACAUGGAGUUAUUCGGCGAGGUGAAGGAUGUACUUUUCCCUACACUUAACGCAAUGAAGACGAUGUCGACGGAGGUUGCCACCGCGGCUGUGAAAGACGCCAGCAAUGUCUCUAACUGCUGCAUCGUGUGUGAGUUGCAGGAUGAGGCAGGAGGACUUGUCAGGUGUCCCUGCGGUAGUUGGGUGCAUGUAGACUGUGCAAUGAGUGUUUCUAGCGGCGUGCCCCGCUGCUCCCAGUUUUGUCAUUUUUCGGCGUGA